Messenger RNA from Meleagris gallopavo (turkey), 3859 nucleotides. NCBI's taxonomy places the organism in Eukaryota, Metazoa, Chordata, Aves, Galliformes, Phasianidae. The record is from RefSeq and is a predicted model, not a curated record.
CUUAUCCAACCUGUUUUCUAGGUUUCCUAGAUCUAGAAGAAAGGCUGAGUUAGAGUACCCUUCCAAAAUGGCUGCUAUUAAGGAAGAGAGAGAGGUGGAAGAUUACAAGAGAAAAGGAAGACGAUCAUCACAGCAGAAAUACCGUAGACUGAAUAAGGGCCAUGAGCCUAAGGAGCCAGAGCAGUUGAGAAAGCUGUUCAUUGGAGGUCUGAGCUUUGAAACAACAGAUGAUAGCUUGAGAGAGCACUUUGAAAAAUGGGGCACACUCACGGACUGUGUGGUGAUGAGAGACCCACAAACAAAACGUUCCAGAGGCUUUGGCUUUGUUACUUACUCUUGUGUGGAAGAGGUGGAUGCAGCCAUGAGUGCUCGACCACAUAAGGUUGAUGGACGUGUGGUUGAACCAAAGAGAGCAGUUUCAAGGGAGGAUUCUGUAAAGCCCGGGGCGCAUCUCACAGUAAAGAAAAUAUUUGUUGGUGGCAUUAAAGAAGAUACAGAAGAAUAUAAUUUAAGGGAGUACUUUGAAAAAUAUGGCAAGAUCGAAACGAUAGAAGUCAUGGAAGACAGGCAAAGUGGAAAAAAAAGAGGCUUCGCUUUUGUAACUUUUGAUGAUCAUGAUACAGUUGAUAAAAUUGUUGUUCAGAAAUACCAUACUAUAAAUGGUCAUAACUGCGAAGUGAAAAAAGCACUCUCAAAACAAGAGAUGCAGACUGCCAGCUCUCAGAGAGUAAAAUACUUUGCAGGUCGUGGGGGUGGUUCCGGCAACUUCAUGGGUCGUGGAAAUUUUGGAGGUGGUGGAGGAAACUUUGGCCGAGGAGGAAACUUUGGUGGAAGAGGAGGCUAUGGGGGUGGUGGUGGCGGUGGUGGGAGCAGAGGAAGCUUUGGGGGUGGUGACGGAUACAAUGGAUUUGGUGAUGGUGGCAACUAUGGAGGUGGUCCUGGCUAUGGCAGCAGAGGGGGUUAUGGUGGUGGUGGAGGACCAGGAUAUGGAAACCCAGGUGGUGGAUAUGGAGGUGGAGGAGGAGGAUAUGAUGGCUACAAUGAAGGAGGAAAUUUUGGAGGUGGUAAUUAUGGUGGCAGUGGAAACUACAAUGACUUUGGUAACUACAGUGGACAGCAGCAGUCCAAUUACGGUCCCAUGAAAGGUGGUGGCAGCUUUGGUGGUAGAAGUUCAGGCAGUCCCUAUGGUGGUGGUUAUGGAUCUGGAAGUGGAAGUGGGGGCUAUGGUGGUAGAAGAUUCUAAAAAUGCUACCAGAAAAAGGGUUGAAUGAGAAGCUGCUGCUUGACAAAAUGGGGAAUGUCUUGCACAUCCUCUUCCAUUGAAGGUUUCUGACUGGGUAAGAUUGUAGUGCAUAGUAAAAUGUGUUUAUUGCUUAUUUCCUUCUAGGCUUUCCCUGACCAGCCUUUUGAUAGCAGGGAAAGCCUUAAGUAUAAAGGAGCAAGUGUUCCAAAGUAUGUCAUCCACUGUUUCUUGUUCUGGAUUAGGGGUGUUGGCUGACAUAAUUGCUGUUCAAGAAUCUUCCGUUCCUGGCAGGUACAAUAAUGCUAUGUCAGAGAUCAACAAAACAAAUGAUAAAUGGUUUUAAAUAUGUGCUCUAAUUACCAUUAGGAGUGCACUGUCUUUUUUUUUUUUUUUUUUGAGAACGUGUUCUUGAAACCCAGUGUGACAUAGAAGGGCUAGGAUAUGUAAGCUGUUCAUCACAGCUUAGUCCUGAGUAGUUCUGUGCUAUCCUGAAGCUCUAAUUGGCAUUAAGACAUUCUGCAUUUAUGUGACCAAUGAUUUUCCUUCCUAAUAAAUGCCUUGCCUUACCAAGCGAGGUUGUACUUAAACAUAGAGUUCCCUUUCAGAUGUUUUGGUGCUUUCAGGGUAGGUUUGUGGAGGCUAAUAUUUUGAAGUGAUACCCAGCUGAAAGCACCACUGUAUAUGGAUAAAUAGCAAUGAAAUUAAUUCAUGGAUUUUUUUUUAUUUAUUUUUUUUUUGUGCAUGUGGGUUCUUAACUCUUGGAAUGUGUAUUUCCUAUUCUGCUGUAUCCCAGGACUGUGUCCCAUACCUGUAAGAGUCUGUAAUUUAAAAAGUCCUUUGGAUAGUAGUUAACUAUUUGAACUUCUCAAUACCUCUUUGCAUCUUUGCAGUAUUUUUGAAAAGUCUGUUUCUAUUUUAGUGUUUUUAUGCUUAACUUGCUCAGAACAAGUCAAAUGGAAUAUAUGCAAUUCAGGACUUCGCUGUACUGCAGACUGAUUCCAGUAGCUGAACUUGCUAGCAGCUGUCUGAACAGCUAGAAAGCAAACUUCAUGUUGAAACACAUACAAUCAGAGGUUAACUUGAAGUAUUUUUACAAUGGUAAUGUGCAGAUUUCAUAUAAUCAGGAGACACUUAGUAAAUGGAGAUCUCAUAGUGAGUAUAUACUUAAAUAAAAUGUUGACAAAUGUUUUUACUUAGUCAGGGUUGAGCCAAAUUUAAACCUGCUGCAUGAGAUCACAGUCUCCUUAGUAUAGCAUACUAGGUAGCUUGUUACAGAUGACUUGCUUGCUGUCUUACCUAGAGGUGAAAAACACCUUAGUUUUCUCUCUGCUAUGCAGUGUUGCCCUUCUGAGAUGAUGUAGUCACUCAAUGCCACAAGUCACCCAGGGAAAGCAUUCAUGUGCUCACUUUAUACAAAGGUAUUUGCCCAUUAGGGGAAGGGUGGCAAUUUUUUAAAAGGAAAGAUCUUGGAAAAAUGAGUAAGUUUUACUGAACAAAAAUUUCUAGCUUGUAUUCCAUUACUCAGUACAGCAGCCUAGUAAAGCCUUACCCCCCCAUACUGUGGUUUUUAGUUCUUUUUUGCACCAAGUGUGUGCAAGAAGAUACUCCUCGAGUUACCUUUGCAUUUGAUUUUAUAGCACUCCUAUUAAAUUGAUUGGCUUCAGUUACGCAUAUCCCAUUGGUUGUGGGUUUUUUUGUUUGUUUGUUUUGCUUUUCUUUCAGAAAUAAAACUUCUCAAAGAUGAUCAAAUCCUUAAGGCAUAUUUGAUCAAGCAUAUUUUUGCCCAAGAAACACUUCCAAGAGUAAAGAACAUUAUUUCAUGGCUAUUUUUCUCUAGCAGCUGUAAAUGGAGAUGUAAAGAUGUGAAAAUAAAGUUGCAAAGUAUUGCAGUUCUGUAGAAACUUACUAAAUACCUAAAACUGCAUGUUAACUUGAAAGCUAUUUGUCCUUCCAGGUAGUAAACGUAUUUGCCCAAAAUGAGCCCAGGCUGAUGCAGAUGUGAUAAACUGUUUUUAGACAAUACCGAAACAACAUGGCAUCUUAACUUUGAUAUCCUUUGAAUAUUUUAAUAUGGGAAUGGGAAUGCUCCUCCUCUAAGUAUUGCUUGUGUGAUGUACUGACUUACUGGUUUUGCUUCCUGUAUUGAAGCCAUUAACUUUUAUUCACAGACUGCAUUACAAUGGAGUAUUCACAUACCAGUCUGUGUUCUCUGACAAAUAUUUGUAUCUUGUGUAUCAUGAAAGAUCUUGAGUAUCACUAAAAUGCAGAUAUCUGAUGGAUGGAUUCUUUUUCUGCUGUGGGUGCUACAGGUUGACAUCUCUGUCUAAGAUUAGCUUUUUCCUCAUCUAAAAAUCCAAGUAUCUCCAUAGAAGAAAAAUGACCUUCAUGUAGAAGACAAUAUUGCAAGAUUGGAAACAGAAUAAUAUAUUAAAAUAACUGGCAAAGACUUCAAGAGCAAUGGUGCUAGUAUGGUGAUAUCUGAACCUUGUGGUUAAACAAGUUAAAAAAAUAUGGAAAUGAAAAUUUCAGUAUAGUCCAUAAUGGAUUGAAAUGUUAAAAUAUUUCAUUUUUGUAUCAAAAUAAAGUGUACGUUGUCAAAUGACUCACAAUCUUAAA